Messenger RNA from Leptinotarsa decemlineata (Colorado potato beetle), 899 nucleotides. It is a transcript of the gene mbf1, whose product is annotated as multiprotein bridging factor 1. Lineage: Eukaryota; Metazoa; Arthropoda; Insecta; Coleoptera; Chrysomelidae. Gene Ontology annotation, cellular component: nucleus. Gene Ontology annotation, molecular function: DNA binding. The record is from RefSeq and is a predicted model, not a curated record.
GAGCUAAAGUUCAAAAAUAGAAGAAGAAGAAGAAAGAAAAAAUAUAUGUGGACAUUUUGUAUUUUGGUAGUUUUUUGAUCUUGUCUUUCACAAUUCACAAACAGUGAUACACAAAAUUCAACAAUGUCUAUGUCAGACUGGGAUACCGUGACCGUCUUGAAAAAGAGAGCCCCAAAGGCAUCCACCAUGAAAAGCGAGCAGGCGGUCAAUGCAGCUCGUAGACAAGGAGUUGCUGUGGACACGCAGUUGAAAUGGGGUGCAGGCAGCAACAAACAGCAUGUCAUUACUAAAAAUACUGCAAAACUGGACCGCGAAACAGAAGAAUUGAAACACGACACUGUUCCAUUGGACAUGGGAAAACUAAUCCAGCAGGGACGUCAAGCUAAAGGCCUCAGCCAGAAAGACCUAGCCACGAAGAUAAACGAGAAACCUCAGAUCAUCACCGACUACGAAGCAGGACGAGGUAUCCCCAACAACGUAAUCAUCGGAAAGAUCGAGAAGGCAAUUGGAAUAAAGUUGCGGGGAAAGGACCGCGGCUGCCCACUCCUUCCCCCAGGAGCCAAGAAGUAAAGUCACGUCCUGGGGGAGGAAGAAAGCAUCGGAUCGCAAAACUGUUUCGGCUGUGUCCCAGGACGAACGAUUUAUUCAAAUUCAUUAGCGAUCUAUGCAGAAUAGUUUGACGAAAUUGUUUGAUCUGGUGAUACGGGCUCAGGUUGUAUGAAUUUAUAGUUGGCUGCAACUUUGUAGGACUCCUGCAUUUUCGUCAAAACUUGAGUUCAUUCAUUUUAUUAUAAACCGUUGAAUGUUGAAUAAUUUUGUUUGGUAUAACAUUUUUGUGUACUACAAUCUAACUUCUGGAUAUUAGGGUUAGUUGUUUAAAUAGAAAAACUAUGAGGAAA